Molecule: messenger RNA, 702 nt
Organism: Magallana angulata
Lineage: Eukaryota; Metazoa; Mollusca; Bivalvia; Ostreida; Ostreidae
Exons: 1
Coding region: 1-702 (233 amino acids)
Molecular function (GO): nucleic acid binding; zinc ion binding
Source: RefSeq, a predicted model, not a curated record
AUGACGUCUAAAAACUUCCUCGAUAGCCAAGAUCCUAUGUCUAGUGGAAUGGGCUAUUACGACCCAUCACUAGUGACAGAGACCCAGGACCCAGUCAACUUAGAGAUGGCUGCUUACAAUUCAGUGAUCAGUAAGGAAGACUUUGGGAUCAUUACCACGACCCAAGAAGGAAUUCUCAACAGUCUCCAUCUGAUGAGUGACGAAAUAGGAAAACAUACUAGCUUGAUCUUAAACAAACUGGACGAAAUGAACAAAACUACGCAGCCAAAAACUACACAGGGGAAAAAAACCGGCUCAUGCUACACCUGUGGAGAACCAGGUCACUAUUCGCCGGAUUGCCCUAUAAAGGAAAACAACCGGGGCUCGACUUCCCAGCAGAGUACUAACUACAGUAGACCUUCAAACAACAAUUGUUUCAUCUGCAAAAAGGAAGGCCACUGGAUGAAAGAUUGCCCAGAAAAUCUCAAAAACAAAUACUGGGCAGACCAAGAACACGAGGCUCAGGACUGCCCAGAAAAAGAAAAUCACCCUCCCACCAACAAAGGGAAAGGAGUCAAAGACAAGAAAAAAGCAAAAACCCAGAAAUCCAAUGAAGAUUGGGACGAGGAAAUGAAAACGGAGCAGAAAAAACCAGGCCGUAUGAUGAAAGUCAACAAAAAAAAUGUGUUCGUGGAUUCUCCCACUCGUAUGAACUUUAUCUGA